UCAUUAAUCAUUAUUCUUUUCACAGGAUUCCACACACCUUCCUCGUGUCUGAAUCAGUAUCACGUCAUUACCAACUACAUGAACUGGACUGAUGCCCAGAGUUACUGCAGAGCACAUUACACUGAUCUGGCUACAGUAGAUGACAUGGAGGACCAGAACAGGCUGAUUACCAGUGGUAGUGUUGAUGUUCUGUCCUGGAUUGGAUUGGAGAAGGGAGACUCCAUGAAGUGGCACUGGUCUCUGGCAGGCAGACGUUUCUACAGAGAGGGGGAGACUGAAUUCAGAAACUGGGACACUGGGACACCCCAAAAUGGUAACUGUGCUUUCAUGAGUACAGCUGGGCUGUGGAACAACGCCUCCUGUGAUGACCAGCAUCACUUCAUCUGUUAUGAUGGAAAACAAGACACCAACCUAACAUACGUCUUAGUUCAGGAGAGCAAGACCUGGAUAGAUGCUCAGAGUUACUGCAGACAGCAUCACACAGACCUGGUCAGUGUGAGGAACCAGACUGAGAACACAGAGAUAGAUCAGAAGAUAUCACUGAGGGGACUUCCUGUGUGGAUCGGUCUGUUUCUAGACUCCUGGAUAUGGUCAGACCAGAGUGACUCCUCAUUCAGAAACUGGACAUUAGGAUAUCCUGAUGCUUCAGGACAGAACUGUGUUGCAUUGUUUUUUGAAUCAGUUAAUUAUGCUAAAUGGAUAAUUCAUCCCUGUGACCACAGACAUAAUUUCUUCUGCUAUACUGACCCAGAUGUGAAGACCACUACUGUCCCUCUGCCCACAACCACAACCACAACCACGCCUUCCACCCCAACCACAACCACAACCACGCCUUCCACCCCGACCACAACCACAACCACGCCUUACAACCACGCCUUCCACCCCGACCACAACCACGCCUUCCACCCCGACCACAACCACAACCACGCCUUCCACCCCGACCACAACCACAACCACUACUUCCACCCUGACCACAACCACAACCACGCCUUCCACCCCGACCACAACCACAACCACGCCUUCCACCCUGACCACAACCACAACCACGCCUUCCACCCCAACCACAACCACAACCACGCCUUCCACCCCGACCACAACCACAACCACGCCUUCCACCCCCACCACAACCACGCCUUCCACCCCUACCACAACCACAACCACGCCUUCCACCCCGACAACAACCACGCCUUCCACCCCGACCACAACCACAACCACGCCUUCCACCCCGACCACAACCACAACCACUACUUCCACCCUGACCACAACCACAACCACGCCUUCCACCCCGACCACAACCACGCCUUCCACCCAGACCACAACCACAACCACGCCUUCCACCCCUAUCACAAUCACAACCACGCCUUCCACCCCGACCACAACCACAACCACGCCUUCCACCCCGACCACAACCACGCCAUCCACCCUGUCCACAACCACAACCAUGCCUUCCACCCUGUCCGCAUCCACAACCACGCCUUCCACCCCGACCACAACCACAAGCACGCCUUCCACCCCGACCACAACCACGCCUUCCAGCUCUACCACAACCACAACCACGCCUUCCACCCCGACCACAACCACAACCACUACUUCCACCCUGACCACAAGCACAACCACGCCUUCCACCCCGACCACAACCACAACCACGCCUUCCACCCUGACCACAACCACAAGCACGCCUUCCACCCCGACCACAACCACGCCUUCCACCCUGACCACAACCACAACCAUGCCUUCCACCCCGACCACAACCACAACCACGCCUUCCAGCCCUACCACAACCACAACCACGCCUUCCACCCCGACCACAACCACAACCACUACUUCCACCCUGACCACAACCACAACCAUGCCUUCCACCCCGACCACAACCACAACCACGCCUUCCACCCCGACCACAACCACAACCAUGCCUUCCACCCCGACCACGACCACAACCAUGCCUUCCACCCUGUCCGCAUCCACAACCACGCCUUCCACCCCGACCACAACCACAACCACGGCUUCCACCCCGACCACAACCACAACCACGCCUUCCAACCCGACCACAACCACAACCAUGCCUUCCACCCCGACCACAACCACAACCACGGCUUCCACCCCGACCACAACCACAACCAUGACUACAACCCCGAGAACAACAACAACCACGACUACCCCCUGGAUUAUACACCAGACUGCCUCCCCGACCCCUGAGAAACCUCAACUGAAGAAACAGGUGGUGAGAAUAAAGAUGACCCCAAAUGAUCAAAAUAUGAACCUCAGUGAUCCUGCUGUUCAGGAUGCCAUCUUACAAGAGAUAAGGAACAAGCUGAAGGAGCAGGGGUUACCUGCAGACACCAAAGUGACAUGGAAAAAGCAUCCUGAUGGGAAGGUCUUCCACAAGGAGGAAGAGGGGUCUCCCAAUAAAGAAGAGGAGG
This is a messenger RNA of Salmo salar (Atlantic salmon), 2420 nucleotides long. The record is from RefSeq and is a predicted model, not a curated record. NCBI's taxonomy places the organism in Eukaryota, Metazoa, Chordata, Actinopteri, Salmoniformes, Salmonidae.